Zea mays is the source of this 1626-nucleotide messenger RNA. RefSeq lists its product as uncharacterized. The record is from RefSeq and is marked predicted. Lineage: Eukaryota; Viridiplantae; Streptophyta; Magnoliopsida; Poales; Poaceae. The transcript has 6 exons. Bases 458 to 1414 code for a protein of 318 amino acids.
GGCAAAAUUGCUAAUGGCUCCUCGCCCAGCCGCCGCCUCCGCCCCUCACCCAGCCGCCGCCUCCGCCCCUCACCCGCCGCCUCUCCGCCUCUUCCUCCCCUCCCCCUCCCAUCGUGAUCGCCCCCCUCGACCUCUCCCACCUGCCGCCAUACGGCACUUCCACCCGACCGGCUUGUAGUUGGAGAGCGCCGCCACGAGCGGCACCGACGACGACGACAUCGUGGGCAUCUGCACGGCCGUGCACGGGCUGCACGCGUAGCACAAGCCGCGGCAGCUCGGCGGGCUCGACCCCAGCCGCACCUUCUCCUCCUCCUCCUUCGCCGCCGCCGCUCCGUCGUCGCCCUGCUGCCGCACCAUUGAUCCGUUAGCGUGGCACAACAUUAACUCCGGCCAAGCACCCACCUGGACUGUUGAAACAAUCGCUCACAGGCAACAUUAUCAGAACUGUUGAUCAAUUAUGGCAAGAGCUUCUUGGAAUAUGAAUUAUGAGAAGAGUCUUGUUGACAUCUUGCAUGAGCAUAAUAAUCCAAGAUUUAGGGGUCAAAAUGGUUGGAUUCCGGAGGGCUGGCGUAGUAUAACUCAAAUGUUCAAUGAGAAAUUUCCUCUAGCUCAAUUUUCGAAAGCGCAAAUCCAAGAGAAAGAAAAAGAGCUCAAAGCAAAUUACAAGUUAAUAAAGGAAGCCCGGAAACAAAGUGGGGCUGGAUGGAAUGACAGCCUUGGCAUGAUAAAUGCAUUGCCACCAAUAUGGGACAGAAUAAUUAAAAACCAUCCAAAGAUGAAGAAGUUCCAAUCAAAGCCAUUUCCUCUCUACAACCAAUUGGAAUUGCUAUAUCAAGGAAGCUGUGCAACCGGAGAUCUAAAUUUUACAUCCACGCAACAACUAGCACCGGUUCAGCAGGUUUCAAACCCUCAAGAUGAUGCUGUAAAUGAAGCUGUAAGCUCUUUUAGGAAUGAUGACCUUGAGCUCGAUUCCGGUUUAAAUCCAUCCUCCUCAAAUGUUCAAAGGCACGCAGUUUCAAGUACUCAUGCUGAUCUUGGCACAAAUGACCGGACACCGGCAUCUUCGGAUUGUAGAGAGGAUAGUCAUGGAAGGAAGUGCAAGCAAAACCAAAUCGCUGGGGUUCUUGAGGAUUUUUUGCAAUUCAAGAAGGAACAAAGUAACAAGUUUAUUAGUGAGGUCAAUCAACCAUCAAAUGAAAGAAGCAAAGAAGAGUAUUCCAUUGGAAAGUGUGUUGCUAUUUUGGAGUCAAUGGAAGAUCUAAGUGAAGAAGAAAUGGCAAAAGCAUUAGGAGUGUUUAAGUGUGAAGAAAACCGGGAGAUCUUUAUGACUACCAAGAGGGCACGUGUUAGGUUGUUGUGGCUUAGGGAUGAGAUUAACAAACAGGUGCUAUCUCCACGAGUGAGUGGUGUAUGAGGAUUCCUGUACUUGGAAGUGUGUAGAAAUAUUGAUGUGAGAUGCUAAAGCUACUGAAGUAAGAAGUGCAAUUGUUAAGAAAACUGAAGUAAUGAGAUUGUUAAGAAUAUUGAGAUCUCUUGUGCUUGAUCUAAUGUAAUAGGACCUAUUAGCUUCUAUAUUUGGAUGACAUUGUCUUUGUAUAAUUUGAGCACUUGGUACUUUCUAUAGUC